Molecule: messenger RNA, 1140 nt
Organism: Dovyalis caffra
Lineage: Eukaryota; Viridiplantae; Streptophyta; Magnoliopsida; Malpighiales; Salicaceae
Source: the annotation of a GenBank genome assembly
AUGAUGGGAGGGCAAUCUAGCAAAACGAGAGGAAGUGAUAGCCCAUCACCACCUCUCCAAGAUGACACCAAUUCCCAACUCACAGAAGAUUUGAGCUCGUAUGAGGAUGCUUGUAAGCAAGAUCCGGAUUUGCAAUCCUUUGAUGCUACCCUCCAUGAAAGGACUAAUCAUGUGAUAAACAGCCUUGCUACUGGUGUGGAGAUUAGAUCGUUAGGCUCAUUUAAAGAGGUCACAAGUUGUCUUCUUGAAAUGAACCAAGAUGUUGUUAAAGUCAUACUAGAAAGCAAGGAAGAUAUAUGGAAAAAUCGAGAAUUGUUUGGUCUGGUUGAGGAAUACUUUGAAAAUAGUGUCAAAACUAUGGAGUUUUGUGCUGCUCUUGAAAGUUCUCUUAAACGCGCUCAAAAUAGCCAGUUAAUUAUACAGUUUGCAAUUAACCAGUUUGAGGAAGAAUUAGAAUUGCAAGAUGGGGCGGUUGAGAAGAAGUUCGUGAAGACGAUAGAAGGAUUGCAGAAGUUUAAGGCAGCAGGGGAUCCAUUUACACCGGAGUUCUUUUUACUGUUUCAAUCAGUAUAUAAGCAACAGGUAUCCAUGUUGAAGAAAUUGCAAUCUCGAAAGAAGAAGCUUGAUAAGAAAAUGAAAAAAAUGAAGACAUGGAGGAGGGUGUCGAAUGUGUUGUUUGUAUCUGUUUUUGUCUCUGUGCUGAUUUUCUCGGUGGUAGCAGCUGCAGUUGCUGCACCGCCUGUUGUAACGGCCUUAGCAGGUGCGAUGGCCGUUCCAAUUGGUUCAGUAGGAAGAUGGUGCAACAUGCUAUGGAACCGUUACGAGAAAGCAUUGAAGGAACAGAAGGAGUUAGUAAGCUCAAUGCAGGUGGGAACUUUCCUUACAAUCAAGGACAUGGAUAGUAUACGGGUGCUUGUCAACAAAUUGGAAGUGAAAAUUGAGUCACUCUUGCACAAUGCUGACUUUGCUAUCAGAGAAGAAGACACUGUGAAACUUGUGAUAGAUGAGAUCAAAAGGCAGAUGGCGAUGUUCAUGGAAACCAUUGAGGAUUUAGCUGCCCAUGCUGAUGCAUGCAAUCGCGACAUAGGCCGUGCGAGGACAAUGAUUCUGCAGAGGAUACUUAAAUAUGCUGACCAGUGA